Messenger RNA from Aspergillus mulundensis, 18627 nucleotides. Its product is annotated as Nonribosomal peptide synthetase 8. NCBI's taxonomy places the organism in Eukaryota, Fungi, Ascomycota, Eurotiomycetes, Eurotiales, Aspergillaceae. The transcript has 4 exons. The record is from RefSeq and is a predicted model, not a curated record. Gene Ontology annotation, cellular component: cytoplasm. Bases 1 to 18627 code for a protein of 6208 amino acids. Gene Ontology annotation, molecular function: phosphopantetheine binding; catalytic activity. Gene Ontology annotation, biological process: secondary metabolite biosynthetic process; amino acid activation for nonribosomal peptide biosynthetic process.
AUGAACGGAAGCACUGAAGGGAGAAUGGACACGGAAGUGCCUGUUUGCAAGUUCCCAAUCCUGCGCGACGAUGGAGACGAUAUUGAGGUUUCGCCCACGGUCAAACGGAUCGCCAUCGAUGUGCAAUCCCAGAGCCAGUUUCAAGACCUACUCUUCAACGAACGGAUUUCGAUGCAGACCUUGCUUCAGGCGACUUGGGCAAUCGUCUUGAAGACAUUUACAGGCGAUGAAAGCAUUUGCGCGGUGUCGCUGCAUCAGAAGGAGGGAGCGCUGCAAUGUAAUCUUUUCACCACGGAAGUUGACGAUGAGCUGCCCUUCACGCAUCUGGCAGAGAGGAUUCAAAUCAGUACUGAGCAUAUUGGAGCAAGCGGUUCCGAGUCUGAACUUCCAUGCGACUCCGGUAUUUGUAUGAUCAAAUCGAAUGAGAAAUUUGACGGCUUAAACCAUCUAGACAAGUUCAAUGUUGUGUUGCUUGUCCUGGACAGAGAGGAACUAGUGCACCUGGACUUAUUGUACAAGUCCGACCAUUUGGGUGCGGCAUAUGCGUCGAUUGUGGCUGCAACUGUUAAACAGAUAAUUAGGGAGGUGCGAACUAAUCCUUCAUUCGCGCUACGCGAGAUGAACCUGCUCCAUCCUCAGGUGCAAGAGCAAAUGCAGUCAUGGAGCAGCGUUCCACCGUCCGUGGACGAGUGCGUUGGCUCUAUGUUUAAGCGAACAGUGUAUGAGCGAGCACUGAACACGGCGGUGGACACCUCUGAGCUGACGCUGAACUAUCGCGAACUCGAUAUUCUGAGUGGGAAACUUGCUGCUCAUCUGCAAGGGAAGGGUGUAAAGUCCGAGUCUAUUGUCGUGUUGUGCUUCCCCAAGUCCGCAUGGGCAGUUGUCGCGAUGCUGGCGGUGAUCCGAGCUGGAGGUACCAUUUUGUUCCUGGAUCCGUCGCACCCUACGGCGCGCCAUCAGGAGAUUGGGAGCCAAGUAGACAACAAAUUGAUAUUGACGAUUGAGGAAUACUCCGGACUGUGGAAGUGGUUUGACGGCGAGGUGCUGCAGAUUGACCAAGCGUUUGUGGACUCACUGCCCUCGGUAACAGAGGAAAUUCGAGUCGCUGUCGCUCCUUCAAAUGCGCUUUACAUAAUUUUCACCUCCGGUAGCACAGGCAAACCAAAGGGCUGCGUUGUGGAACAUCGUCAGUUCCUCACAGGGGCUCUGGCCCAGCAAAAGGCGUCCCAGAUGACGCAUGCUGAUCGAGUCCUACAACUUGCCUCGUUCACAUUCGACGUCAGUAUUCUCGAAAUUAUCACUUCCUUGAUAACCGGUGCUUGCGUGUGCAUUCCCAAUGACUCGGAGCGGGCCAGAGGACCUGCAGCAUGUAUUCAGCAAUUUGGCAUAACAUGGGCUUUUCUGACACCGUCGCUCGUGAACCUUAUGAGCCCAGAGAUGGUCCCAUCAUUGAAGUUCCUAGUUCUUGGGGGAGAGGUCGUGCAGAAGGAAAAUAUUCUGACGUGGGCGUCUCAUCUUCGACUCGCCAAUGGAUAUGGGCCAAGUGAGUGUUCGAUUGCAGCGACAGGAAACCCUCAACUAUCUCUUACGACGAGUCCCGCGAACAUCGGCCAUCCACUAGGCGGGUGUUGCUGGAUCGUCAGCAAGGACGACCACGACCGGCUCAUGCCCAUUGGGGCUCCUGGCGAACUAGUGAUUCAGGGUCCCAUUGUCGCCAGAGGUUACUUGAACGAACCGGAGAAAACACAGGCUGUCUUUCUGCAAUCAACAAAAUGGACUGGCGGCGAUCUUACAGACACCUCACGACUGUACAAAACCGGAGAUAUCGCUCGCUUUAAUGCGGAUGGCAGUUUGCAUUUCAUUGGACGCAAGGACAACCAGGUUAAACUGCGCGGCCUCCGAAUUGAACUGGGAGAGAUUGAAAACCGGCUGGUCGCUCACCCGCUAGUGGAACAGGCAGUUGUGGUUUUGGCUAAGCAGGGACCCUGCAAAGCGAAGCUGACGGCCGUACUUUCAUUAAAGCAUUUCCGCACGGAAGGGGAUUUUGUUGAGUUAGUGGAGAGAGAGGACUUCGAGGCCGCAACGACAGAGUUGAAGGUUGUUGAAGAGGCCCUCUCAAAACAACUUCCUCGUUACAUGCAGCCAACCGUCUGGGCUCCUGUAAAAUGCGUACCGUUGACGGUCUCCGGGAAGCAGGACAGAAAGAUGGCGGACCGGUGGGUAGCAGCGCUAUCCUCCGAGCAGUUCAACCUACUCACCGGGCGGCACGAAGAAAUCCACGAAGAUGAUGCCCCAGUUUUGACAGAGAAACAACGGGAGCUCCAAAUUCUCUGCAGCGCGAUUCUGGGCUUCCUCAGUGCCGCAGAAGUCCGGAUGGAUAGAUCUUUUAUCCAGAACGGCGGAGACUCCAUCCAGGCCAUGCAGCUGUUAGACCGAUUGCGUCGAAAGGGGUUGAGUGUCAGGAUUGAAGAUAUUUUCCAGAGUCCGACGUUGAGUGACCUGGCGCUGCGAUUGAUUGAGAGCGAGGGAACUCAGCUGCCCGCAGAAGGACCAGCGAUCGCGCUUGACGCCGAGAGAAUCUCGGAGCUGGGAUUCGACACCGAGGAAGUGGAAGACCUAUACCCAAUAUCAGCUGUACAGCGAGGCAUUCUCCUCACUCAGCAACAAGCGCCUGAACAGUAUCAACUGCGGAUCACCUGUGAGGUUGUUCGUGUCCGAGGGGAAGAAGAAGUCGAGAUUGACCGGCUCCGGAUGGCUUGGCAGCACGUGACCGCCCGCCAUCCUGCACUGCGCUCCAUCUUUGUUGACUCUGCCACCGACAACGGCCUCUGUGAUCAACUGGUCCUGAAAUAUGGCCAGGGAACAUUCCACACCUCGGACUAUCCUGACGAGGAGGCUGUUUGGAGGGCGUUGGACACUUUCAGUCGCGAUGACGCCCUUCGUCAACCGCCAGUCGCGUUCGUUGUCUCCACCGCGGCCAACGGCAAAACAUUCUGCACAAUCGACAUCAGCCACGCCCUCAUCGAUGGCGUCUCCAUUCUAAUCCUGUUCCGAGACCUCAGCCGGGCAUACGCAGACCUGCUGGAUACACAGAAAGCCGUACGCUACAGUCCGUAUAUUCGCUACUUACAAACCACCCCGACCGAGGCGUCUCUAGACUACUGGGCCAGCUAUCUAGAGGCUGCCUCUCCAUGCCAUUUUCCCAUUCUUAACGACGACACGGAAGGCGAGAAUAAGCUACAUGAACUAACGGUUGACUUGGAUGACGCCAAAGCCAUCCAUUCUUUCUGCGAAAGACACAAUGUCACCCCCGCAAUUGUCUUUCAAACCGCCUGGGCCCUCGUGCUCAAGGCGUACACUGGCCAGGAUGACGUCUGCUUUGGCUACCUGACCGCUGGUCGAGAUGUCCCUGUCUCAGACAUUACGGAUGCCGUGGGGGUCUUUAUCAAUAUGAUCACUUACCGAGCUCAAUUCACGGCUGACAGCACCGUUUCGACCGCGGUGAGAAAGACGCAAGAUGAUUUCUUGAAGAGCCUUACCCAUCAGCACUGUUCAAUUGCGGAGAUACAGCAUAGAUUGGGCAUGUCCCGGCCUCUGUUCAAUACGAUCAUGUCCCUUCAAAGCGCUGUAGGGGAGGAGAUAUAUGGUGGGACGGCCGACGAGACGAUCGGUUUCAAGGUUGUUGGCGAGCGGGAUCCAACAGAGUACAACAUUUCAAUCAAUGUACUGGUCUCCAAAGGGCGUAUAGCUCUUACUCUGCGUUAUUUGACCGCCUAUUUGUCCGACAAGAUGGCCGUGAAUGUCUUUGCAACCUACCUCUCUGCUAUUGACAAGCUAACCCGCAGCGACGAUUCUCCAUUAACUAACAUCAAUAUUCUUAGUGAAAACGACCACUCGCAACUUGCGAGCUGGAAUAGCCAGCAAUGGCCGGACAUCGAAGCCUGCGUCCAUGAUCUCGUUUACCAGCAGGUCUUCCAGCGUCCGAACGCACCUGCGAUUGACGCUUGGGAUGGAUCGUUCACGUACCAAGAGUUGGACCGCCUCGCCACGUCCCUGUCCCACAUUCUUAUUACCAAAGGGGUUGGACCGGAAUCGCUUGUUCCCGUUUGUUUUCCCAAGUCACGAUGGACAGUCGUCGCCCAACUCGCUACGCUCAAGGCCGGAGGCGCUUGCGUUGCUUUUGACCCUGAACAUCCCCCAACCCGACGAGAGGAGAUGAUUCGUCAAUGCGACGCCAGGGUUGCAGUGGUGAGCGAAGGCAGCGAACCAUUGUUCCAGAGUCUUGUCCAGCAUGUCGUCGUUCUCAGACCGCAAUCUAUCCAUGAACUGCUGGCUAGCCAGCUUGAGCCAGUCAAGCCAAAUUCCAUUUCACCUAGAAAUCCGGCCUUCGUCGUCUUUACUUCUGGCAGCACCGGAAAGCCCAAGGGUAUCGUGUUGGAACACCACGCAAUUUGCAGCAGCUCCCGUGCCCACGGCCCUGCAAUGAACUACGGCCCCAAUGCUCGUGUUCUGCAGUUUGCUUCGUACACUUUCGACGUGAGCAUCGGGGAAACUUUUACAUGUUUGAUGAGCGGCGGAACCCUGUGCAUUCCAAACGAGGAAGAACGACUUAAUGAUCUUGCAGGAGUCAUCAACCGAUUGAACGCCAACGUCGUGUACCUGACUCCAUCGGUCGCCAGCCUCCUUCAUCCAUCGCAAGUCCCAGGCGUACACACAUUGGCGCUAGGUGGUGAAGCGGUUCGCAAAGAGAAUGUCCUUAUGUGGGCUGAUCAGACAUACCUUGUCAAUAUUUACGGGCCCGCUGAAGCGUCGGUAUGGUCAACCGGUCUGACGCGGGUGCCGCGGUCUGCAUCUCCUCGGAAUAUCGGGUUUGGUCUCGGCGCAAGGAUGUGGAUUACGCAAGCGGACGAUCCCUCUCAGUUGUGUGCUGUUGGCGCCAUUGGUGAGAUUCUCAUUGAAGGGCCCAUUGUGGCACGGGGUUACUUGAAAGAUGAGUCCAAGACAGCUGCCGCUUUUAUAUAUCCUCCAAAAUGGCUGGCCGAGUUCGAUCAGUUGGGUUGGCAGAGGCAGAAUAAGAUGUACCGCACAGGCGACCUCGCGCAUUAUAACUCAGACGGGUCAAUCAAUUUUGUUGGUCGACGGGAUCACCAGGUCAAACUUCACGGUCAACGAGUCGAAAUGGGCGAGGUGGACCACGCCUUGCUGGCUCACAACAAGGUACACAAUGCAUUGGCAUUAGUACCCAAGCAAGGGCCCUUGAGCGGAAAGCUGGUUGCGGUGGUGGCCCUCAAGGACCAACUGUCGGCUGAACCAGGUCCUAUUGCUUUACUCGACAGUGGUAAUCAGAAAGAAAUCCAGCAGGUUCUUUCGGAAAUCCAGCACCAGGUUUCCUUGCUUCUUGCCAGCUAUAUGCUGCCCUCCGCAUGGCUCAUUGUUCAGUCCAUUCCAGUAACGAGGAAUGGCAAGUCGGAUCGCUCCGCUAUCAAUGCUUGGGUCGAAGCUAUGCCGAAAGACGUCGAUAUUUCUCCCACAAGCGGAAAUAGUCAAAUUUGCAACCCCACUGAGGCCCAGCUGCAGCAGGUUAUCAGCCAAGUCCUCAAUAUCCCUGUUGGCCAGGUUGACAUGGAACAAGGCUUUCUGGCGCUUGGGGGAGACUCUAUUACCGCCAUGCAGGUCUCGUCCAGGUCUCGCUCGGUUGGACUCCAACUUGCCGUAAAGCACAUUCUGAAGAGCAAGACCGUCCGUGAAGCUGCUACACAGGCAACUCUCAACACUAAGAAUAGAGCUGCAGCCAGAGACAGCUUCGCGUCAGCUAAUCAGCGAUUCUCCCUUUUAUCGGCUGGCGUUGAAGAAGUGGACGCGUUGGCAGUGAAUAUGGGAUAUGCUGGCGCAGGCGCCGUGGAAGACGCGUAUCCUUGCUCUCCCAUGCAAGAAGGCAUCUUGAUCAGUCAAGCAACGGCACCGGAUACAUACAAGUUUUUUGCCGUCUGCUCUCUGCGUGCGAAGAACCCCGCGGACCCUGUUCGCCUCGACCGUGUCCAGCUAGCGUGGAAGCGUCUUGUUACCAGGCACCCGGCUCUGAGAACGUUCUUCGUCGAGAGUUCCUUGGGAGACGGCCUUUACACCCAGAUUGUACUCAAUGACCAUGAACCGCGGAUUGAGUACACAAUCGACUUGGAGAGUCUCUUCAAGUACCCUCAGGAGCACCCCCUGGAUUAUCGCGAAGGGACGCCGCCCCACCGUCUGACCAUCUGCCAAAGUGAAGAAACGAUUUUCAUCAAUCUAGAAAUCAGUCAUACUUUAAUUGAUGGCGGAUCCAUGGCAGUGAUCCUGAGUGACCUAGCCAAGGCUUAUGAUAGCGAUCUUCCCCCAAGGCCCCUAUAUCGCAACUACAUUGCAGCAUUACAGGCCCGGUCCAUGGAGGAGACCCUGGCAUUCUGGACGUCAUACCUCCGAGAUGUAAAGCCUGUCUUUUUCCCAUCUCUCCUAGACGAGCAUACCACGGCCACAACUGUCAGAGAGCUGCAGGUAUUGAAUGUUCACACUGGGCCAGCUACAAUUUCAGAUCUGCAAACAUUCACAAAGAAGAACGAGGUCACGUUGGCCAACAUCUUUCAAACUGUGUGGGCAAUGGUCCUUCGCUCCUACACCGGGGAGUCGGAUAUCGUUUUUGGUUAUCUUUCCUCCGGCCGCGACAUCGACGGAGUGGACCUCGAUUUGGACCAUGCGGUGGGUACCUUCAUUACAAUGUUGGCUUGCCGGGCACAGAUUGACGAUUCUUUCACCCUGCUUGACAUAACUCGGAAAAUGCACGAAGACUUUGUCAAUUCGCUUCCCCACCAGCAAACAUCCCUAGCGCAAGUCCAGCACGCCUUGGGGCACUCCGGCGAAAGAGGUCUCUUCAAUAGCAUCCUGUCCUUGCAAAGACCAAUGGUCGAAUCCACUGACAAUCACAGCAUUGAGAUCGAGUACCUGGGUGGUAGUGACCCUACCGAGUACGAUAUUGGGAUCAGUGUUACAGUCAGUGACACGUCCAUCGACGUAGCAAUUAACUACUGGAAUACGUUCAUGGACAAGGCACAGGCCGACAUGCUAGCUUCAACCUUUACAAACAUCCUUUCAGCUCUGGUUGAAGUACCAACAGCAGAAAUCGCCCAGGUAGAUCUGCUGGGUGAAAAGCACAUGCAGUUUAUCCUUGACGUCAAUAACCACGGUCUUGUCCCCGAGGCUGUUAAUGAAUGCAUUCACACCAGAGUCCAUGAACGCGGCAUGAUGCAUCCUGAUUCUCCAGCGAUCCAUUCGUGGGAUGCAACUUUGACUUAUGGGGAACUCGAUCGAUUGGCUUCCAAGUUGGCUACCCAUCUCGUCAGUCUGGGUGUGAAAUUAGAGGUUGCUGUACCACUGUGCUUUGACAAAUCCGCGUGGGCUGUUGUCUCAAUGCUGGCCGUGCUGAAGGCAGGCGGCUGCUAUGUCUCCACGAGCCCUUCCCAUCCGGUCCAGCAUCUCGCUAGCAUCAUUGCGCAGACAAAGGCUCGUACCGUUCUUGUUGGCUCUGCGGAAUUUGGUAAUAAGGUGCGACCAUUUGUCGAUCAAGUCGUCCUCGUCAAUACCUCGCUCCUCGCAGAGUUACCCUCCGCCGACCUACAAAUCUUGCCUUGUGUUUCGCCAGACAAUGCAGCCAUGAUCAACUUCACCUCUGGAAGCACGGGCAAACCUAAGGGUAUUGUAGUCCUCCACAAGGGAAUCAGCACCAUGAUGGAUCACCACGACCUACACAUCGGGCCCUUCACUCGCACUCUGCAGUUCUCUGCGUACACGUUCGACACCAGCAACAGUGAAAUUUUCAUCACUCUCUGCAAAGGUGGCUGUGUCUGUGUACCAUCUGAACACGAGCGCCUGAAUGACCUAGCCGGUGCAAUGAACCGCCUCGGAAUAACUCAUGCCGUGUUGACACCGUCCGUCGCAUUGUUCCUGUCGGCCGAAGAAGUGCCGGCGCUCGAAAUGCUCGGGUUGAUCGGCGAGGCGGUCCCUGAUGAUCUCGCGCGGAAAUGGCAAGAGAAGGUGUGUUUGAUCAAUUCCUAUGGACCCGCCGAAACCUCGGUCAUGGCCUCGCGGACUGUUCUGCGUGAGGGUGUCGCGGCUGCGAAUAUAGGCAAGGGCGAUGGAUGCCUACUCUGGGUGACGGAACCAGACAACUGCGACCGUCUGGUACCGGUUGGUUGCGUCGGAGAGCUCCUGAUCGAAGGGCCGCUCGUGACAAGAGGAUAUCUGGAUCUGGAGCUGACCGCGAAAGCAUUUAUCCCGAUGCCCAGAUGGCGCAACCGGGUCGAUCCAGAGGCAAGAAUGUAUAAAACUGGCGAUCUGGUCAAGUAUGUAGCCGAUGGGAGUCUCGUCUACAUGGGCCGCAAGGACAGCCAGAUCAAGCUUAACGGGCAGCGUGUGGAAAUGGGCGAGAUUGAAAGCACGAUAAUGAACAAUGCCUUGGUUAAACAAUGCGUUGUUCUUCUGCCAAAAGCUGGACAUUGCAAGAAGAAGCUCACCGUCGUCGCUGUGCUGGAAGAGACCGCAUAUGAUGACCCCUUGGCGGCCAUCGGCCCUCUCAGCAGCCCAGAGGAUAAAGACAAGGCCACGACUUUGGUUGAACGGAUUAAAGACGACUUAUCCCUACUGCUGCCGCUCUAUAUGGUACCUUCCGUCUGGCUCGUGACUCCCAGCUUUCCCUUUACCCCGUCGCGAAAGGUGGAUCGCCCGUCUAUCUCACGCUGGGUCGACACCAUGAAUCAUGAGACAUACGUGCAGGCAAUUGCAGAAGGGCCUGCUGAAGUUAAUGAAUCUACUGGUGAAUUUGAAGCCCUGAGACAGAUUGUGGCUCGCGUACUUAACCUCCCCGUCGGCCAAGUCUCCCUCAACCGGUCAUUUCUUAGCCUGGGCGGAGACUCGAUUACGGCCAUGCAGCUUGUCGUACAGUGUCGGAACGAGGGUCUCCAGGUUCUGUUCAAGGACGUUAUGCGCAGUCGCACCAUUGGGGCAUUAGCGGAAUGCGCUCAGAGCAUAGACUCAAGUCGGGCAUCGAAUGGUAUCGCUGAGAAGCUCGACACUCCCUUCGGACUAACCCCAAUCCAGCAGCUGUACUUCUCAGAAAUCGUCAAGGGCAGUACUGGUUCGCUUUCCAGUCAGUUUAACCAGAGCUUCUUGCUCCGUUUUGUCCGCGACGUCUCCAUUGAACAGAUUCGAUCUGCCGUCGACCAAGUCGUCCGACGUCAUUCCAUGCUUCGCGCCCGAUUCCGCCAGUCGCAUUCGGGCGAAUGGUCCCAGAUAAUUCCAAGUCAAGCCUCUGGGUCAUACCGUUUCAGAGAGCACGCCGUUGACUCAGAGGAGGAGGCUAAAGGUGUUGCAUUGCGCGCUCAGGAGCAGCUGGAUGUCCAGAACGGGCCCGUCUUUACCGUGGAGCUGUUUACUACAGAAGGGAAACCGGCCAUGAUCUUCCUUGCGGCUCACCAUCUCGUGAUCGACUUGGUCUCCUGGCGCAUCCUCUUCCAGGAGCUCGAGGACAUCCUGACCGGCAAGAUCGUCAGCUUGGGCUCUGCUCCGUUCUCUUUCCAACGGUGGCAGCAACUUCAGGCUGAAUAUGCCUCGGAAUACCUGCACCCCAGACGCUCGUUGCCUUAUGAGAUUCCCGCAGCGGAUUACGCCUUCUGGGGAAUGCAAGAUGUUCCCAAUUUCCACCAAGAUACCGUUCAGCUUUCGGCGACUAUAGGCUCAAAGGAAACAGCGCUUCUCCUAACGCAUUGCCACACAGCAAUGAGGACGGAACCGCUUGAUGUCCUCCUUUCUGCCCUUCUUUCCUCCUUCACUCGUGCCUUCAACCGCGCGCCACCGGCUAUUUUCAAUGAAGGCCACGGGCGUCAACCCAUCAUGGACGGGCCACUUUCUGAUGUGGAUCUGUCGGACACGGUGGGAUGGUUCACGACCAUAUUUCCCUUGUUUGUCCCUGCGGGUCCAUGCAGCAAUGCACUAGACACUGUCCGCCGGGUCAAAGAUCAACGGCGGCAGCUUCCAGCUGGCGGAUGGUCUUACUUCACCUCCAAAUAUCACAACGAAGACGGAUCCAGAGCCUUCGCUGACCACCUGCCCGUGGAAGUCUUGUUUAAUUACCUAGGCCUGUAUCAAGGCCUCGAACGCGCAGAUGGUGUCUUCCAGCGAAUCCCAUUCAACGAAGGCGACGUUGGGCCGGCAGUGCGACGCUACGCUCUGUUCGAGAUCAACGUCUACGUAGUAGAUGGAUCAGCCCAUAUUACUGUUGCCUUCAACCAGAAAAUGCACCAUCGUGAAAGAAUUGAAGCCUGGCUCGACUUCUACACACAGGAACUGGUUGAGGUUAGCCAACAGUUGGCCAAUACUGAGGUUACUCUGACUCUAAGUGAUUAUCCGCUACUACCAAUUUCGUAUGAUCGCCUGGAUAGGCUUCAAAACGACGAACUUCCGCAGCUGGGUUAUGCCAUUGACGCCAUCGAGGACAUCUACCCCUGCUCACCUCUCCAAGAAGGUAUUCUCCUCAGUCAGGCCCGUCUUGAAGGUGCAGGUGCUUAUCUCUACCACGCCAUCUUGCGCAUGAACUCUGUGGACCCCGAUCCUCACCGGCUGCUGUCUGCCUGGCAACAGGUCAUCGAUCGGCACAGCAUUCUUCGCACUGUUUUCCUGAAAGGCAUCUCUGAUCGACCGUUCGAUCAAAUGGUUUUGCGACGCCAUCAGGCCAAGUCGCUCGUCCUGGAUAAUGCCACUUCUGACACAGACGCUGUGGAGAUGCUUCGCCAGCUAAGACCAUUGCCGGCCGUCUCGAAUGAACCACCACAUCGACUCGCGGUAGUGCAAACCACCGAUGGAACCGUCUUUUUCAGACUAGACAUUAAUCACGCCCUUAUUGACGGAACCGCGAUGUCAGUUCUCAUCCACGAUCUUGUUUCUGCUUACGUUGGUCGGGUUGCUCCGCCCCGAGCGAUGAAUUAUAGCGAAUAUAUUUCCUACAUCCAAUCCCAGGAUUCAGCCGAAGCUCUCGCUUUUUGGGCUGAUCACCUGAAAGACGUACAGCCGUGCAGCUUUCCACCGUUGAUCGCGACCGAAGUUGAGAGCGAGGUCCAAGAGGUCCAAGAAAUCCCAGUUCUAGUGCCUGAUGUUGCACGGGUACGCCGUUUCUGCCAGCAACAUGACGUUACUCUGGCGAAUAUCAUGAGACUGGCUUGGGCGCUCGUUCUAUCUUCUUACACAGGAGAGGAGAAAGUCUCCUUCGGCUACCUUACUGCAGGCCGGGAGAUCCCGGUGCCUGGCAUCGAGCACGCAGUGGGCCCAUUCAUCAAUAUGCUGGUCUGCGCAAUGGAUUUGACCAUGGACCGGAUAAGACGGAAGACGGUAGUUGAACAGCUGAGGGAACUGCAAGAAGAGUAUCUCCGAAUCCUUCCAUACCAACAUGUUGGUCUCGCUGAAAUUCAGCAUCAUCUUGGAUUUUCUAGCCAGUCGCUGUUCAACACCGUGGUGAGUUUCCAACGGCGUGACGUGGAGAACCUACAAAUGGAGGACGUACGGCUCAGUUAUGUUGAGGGCGAGGAUCCGACUGAGUAUGACAUUACGGUAAAUGUUACAGACAAUGAUCGCGGAUUUACCAUCCAUCUGGGCUACUUGACAUCACGGCUUUCCCCAUUCCAUGCGGCCAAUGUCUCUGACGCACUCUCAGCAGCUCUCUCGUCAAUUGUUGGAUCCAACUCUGAUUCUACCUUGGACACAACCAGCCUCUUCGGGUCCCAUCAUCAAAACCUGGUCUCAGAAUGGAAUACCACUCUUCCACCCACCAUCAACGAAUGCAUUCAUGCUUUGUUUGAGCGUAGCGUCUCAUCCAGUCCCGGUGCGCCUGCAAUUGCCUCAUGGGACGGAAACAUGUCCUACGCUCAACUUGACCACCAUGCAAGUCAGCUUGCAUGCGUGCUCUUGGACAUGAGUCUCGGGCCCGAAGACCUGAUACCCGUCUGUUUUGAGAAGUCCAUCUGGACUGUUGUUGCCAUGCUCAGUAUCCUCAAGGCCGGUGCAGGGUUUGUACCACUGGACCCCGCUCAUCCACCCGACCGACUAGCUGCAAUUAUUGCUCAGACAGGAUCUCCACUAGCUCUGGCGUCUUUAACGACAUCGAAGAAAAUUGUGGACUUGGUUCCAAGGGUCUUAAUCGUCUCGGCUUCUUCCAAUAUGUGGCUAAGGAAGGUUGGUGAGGAAUUGAUGGGUACCAGAUCCGCAUCGCCAGAAAAUAUUGCCUACACUCUGUUCACCUCCGGUAGCACAGGGGUCCCCAAAGGCGUGGUGGUGGAACAUUCGGCUGUGAGCACAAGCGUAAUCCACCAUGGUCGAGAGAUCGGGUGUAGCACCACCACGCGCAUGUACCAAUUUGCGGCGUACACUUUUGAUGCCUGCAUUCUCGAGAUCUUCACAACCCUGGCCUACGGUGGCUGCAUCUGCAUUCCAUCUGAACAGGAGAGGAUGAGCGACAUUGCCGGCUCCAUUCGUCGUCUCCAAGCCAAUACAACCUUCUUGACUCCCUCCGUCAUCCGCAUUCUCCGCCCAGACCAGGUCCCGACUUUAUCCACUGUUAUCCUUGGCGGCGAGGCCCUAGACGCAGACAACAUCCGAACAUGGGCUGCAAGAGACAACAUGCGGUUGAUGAAUGGAUAUGGCCCUACAGAGACGUGUGUGUUCUGUGUCAUGCACACCUUUGCCAGCAAAGCCCAACGUCAUGAUGUUCUGGGGCGAGCUGUUAGCUCGCGAUCGUGGAUUGUUCGUCCUACUAAUCACCACCAGCUUGCCCCUGUUGGAUCAAUUGGAGAACUACUCGUUGAAGGUGGUACCCUAGCGCGUGGAUACUUGGGCGACGUGACGAAAACUUCGCAAGUCUUCAUCACCAACCCAAAUUUCGCGUCCGGCGAUGACGAAGAAGCCCAGCCACGGCGGUUCUACAAGACUGGAGACCUGGUUCGCUACAACGUCGAUGGCACGAUCACGUAUCUUGGUCGAAAAGACACCCAGGUCAAGCUGCGCGGACAGCGAAUUGAGCUCUCUGAGAUUGAACACCAGAUUCAAAGACAACUUCCUGUGAACACACAGAUUGCGGCCGAGGUCAUCCUUCCACAUGGGGAUAAGCAGCAGGCCCUUUUAGCAGCAUUCAUCUGUCUAGAUCCGAAUCCCAAGCAGGAAAGCUUGUUUGCGGACAUGUCUCCCGAGACAUCAAAUCAACUCGGCCAGUUGAAGAGCGCGCUUGCUGGAGUUCUCCCCUCAUACAUGCAGCCAUCCCUCUUCCUGCCUACGAACUGGAUGCCGACAACGUCCGCUAAGAAGCUCGAUAGGUCGUUCUUACGCAGCCAAGGAGCCUUGAUUGCGGAAGUUGAGCUCAGGAAAUACUCGCUGCAAGAGCAAGGCAGUCGUCGAGCCCCCGGGACGGGUAUGGAACAGGAGGUGCAAAAACUGUGGAACGAGGUCCUCAAAAUUCCCCUCGACCAAAUCUAUGCCGACGACAACUUCUUUCAGAUUGGUGGGGACUCGAUCGCAGCGAUGAAGAUGGCAGCCCUUGCAGCAGAUCGUCUUGGUUUGGCGGUUGCUGAUAUCUUCCGCUAUCCGGUUCUGUCUGAUCUCGCCAGCGCCCUAUCUGCCAAAGACAAGUCACGCUCCAAAGCCACGGAGGAAGGCGAGGCAACGCAUGAAGUAGCACCGUUCGCUCUUUUCUCGGAUCGGUCUGCCUUGGCAGAUGUUGCUGCUCAGUACGGCAUUGCGCUCGAAACGAUAGACGAUGCGUACCCUUCCACUCCGCUACAGGAGGGGAUGAUGACUCUAUCGAUGCUCAACCCAGGCGCAUAUGUCCUACGUCGAGUGCUCAAGCUUGGCCCCUCCAUAGACAUUGUUCGCCUCCAAGCUGCGUGGGAAACCGUCUCGCAACAAAACCCAAUUCUCCGUACCAGGCUGGUGCCAACCUCUGACACUGGCUUGCUACAGCUGGUUAUCGGCGAAAGAAUCCAUUGGCGGAAGACCGAAACACUGGAGCAAUACCUCGUGAAGGAUAGUAAAGAAGGAAUGACACAUGGAGCCACAUUAGUGCGCUAUGGAGUCACAUUAGACGGCCACUUUGUCUUGACUGCUCACCAUGCCGUAUACGAUGGAUGGUCCCUUCCCAUGGUCUUUGACCAGGUCAAAGCGGUAUACGAACAGGGAACCUGCCCACCAACGCCCGGCUUUAAUACUUUCAUUAAGCACAUGUUACAGACUGGCGCUGAAACAACCCGGAACUUCUGGAUGAGGCAAUUGGACGGUCAAACUCCCUCCAGCUUCCCUGAACUCCCUUCCCCAACCUAUCGUCCCUCUGUCCGUGGUUCUACGCAGCACUCCUUCCCCCUGCCCUCUUCUUUCCCUUCUCAUGUCCUCAAGACCACUAUUCUUCGCGCCGCUUGGGCACUUCUCCUGUCGUUCUAUGCCGACUCCCACGACGUCAUAUUUGGUGCGACCCUCUCCGGCCGCAAUGGAAAUGUCUCAGGCAUUGACAAAAUCAUUGCUCCUCUCAUUACCACCGUGCCUGUGAGGGUCCAGCUUCCUGCAUCCAUCACGGUAGCGGCCUUCCUCCAUCAAAUUCAGCAACAGGCCACAGAUAUGAUCCCCCAUGAGCAUUACGGACUACAAAACAUCGCCAGCAUCAACAGCGCAUGCUCACGCGCGAUCGAGUUUCAAAAUCUGUUCGUCAUUCAACCUCUAAGUGAUGCCGCCACUACUCAGGGUUCUUUCCUCGGGUGCGAUGAAGUGGAGCUUCCUUUGAAGGAUUUCGAUAGCUACCCUCUUAUAGUGGAAUGCUACCUUGGCGAUGAUAGGGUGCAUGUUGAAACACGAUAUGAUGAGGCGAUUCUCACGACAUGGCAAGUCCGCAAUAUUCUGUACCAUUUCGAAUGUCUGGUCAAUCAGCUUACUGCCCGCGACAACGAAACCCGGGUUCUCGGAGAGAUCCAUAUGUUCGGUGACAAGGACCGAGAACAGGUGAUACAAUGGAACCGACAGUAUCCUGAAAUCGUUGAAUCCACAGUUCCACGGAUCUUCGCAGAGCAGGUCGUCCAGCGGCCACAGGCUCUCGCUGUCGAUGCCUGGGAUGGUCAACUUACCUACGACGAGCUUGAUCACUAUUCCACAAUUCUGGCCAAGCACCUCCAUUACCUUGGUGUCGGUCCUGAAGUGCUAGUCCCCAUGUGCUUUGAUAAAUCACGUUGGGCAGUUGUUACGCAAAUGGCUGUAAUGAAGGCAGGCGGCGCUUGCGUCAAUCUCGAUCCAAAGCACCCUCUGGCUCGAUUGGAGACUAUCGUCAAGGAUUCAAAGGCGCCGAUUCUUCUUUGUGCUCCUCAGCAUGCUGGGAUUCUGGGGGGCGAAACUUCCAUCCACCAAGUCAUCGUGUCCGAGGAUUUCAUUCAGCAGCUCGAAUCCUCUGCUGAAAUGCUGAAAGUGACUCUUCCUGAGUUGCAUCCACGGAAUGCCGCAUACGUUCUUUUCACCUCCGGUAGCACCGGCAAGCCCAAGGGCAUUGUGAUUGAGCAUGGCUCGCUGUGCUCUAGUUCUAAAGCCCACGGCGAGCGAUGGGGCAUUGGUCCAGAGACACGACUGCUGCAAUUCGCCGCAUAUACCUUCGACGUGAGCUGCGCUGACAUUUUUACCACUCUCCAGCGAGGCGGUUGUAUCUGCGUUCCCUCCGAGCAUGACCGCCUCAAUGCGCUCCCGGAAGCCAUCAAUCACUUUGAGUGCAACUGGGCCUUUUUGACUCCAACCGUGGCCAGUCUGCUUCCCGCGAACGACAUUCCUUCCCUACGAACUCUAGUACUCGGUGGCGAGGCAUCAACUCGUGACACGAUUGCAAAGUGGCACAAAGUCCUUGACCUCAUUGUAUGUUACGGUCCCGCUGAGACGUCCGUAUACUGUUCCGGAAUGCCCCCGGCAACUGCAAGCAGUGAUCCUGCGAACCUGGGUGCAGCCAUUGGUGCGCUAUACUGGAUAGCAAACCCGCAAAAUGUCAAUCAGUUGGCCCCCAUUGGUUGCGUUGGUGAAUUACUCCUUGAAGGCCCAACCGUCGCGAGAGAGUAUCUACAAGACCCGGAAAAGACCGCAAAUGCCUUCAUCAAAAAUCCUUCCUGGGCCGCUGCCAUGGCUCCCGCCGGUCUUAAUGUCGACAGUAGUCGUGUCUUCUACCGAACCGGCGACCUGGUCCGAUACAACGAGGACGGUACAAUCCGAUUUGCGGGCCGUAAAGAUACGCAAGUCAAGGUGCGCGGUCAACGAGUGGAACUAGGCGAAAUUGAGCACGCUAUUCGAAGCGCAUUGCCUUCCUUAGCGCAUGCGACUGUAGACUCUGUGAGAGACCCUGGUACCGAGCGUCAGCAAGUGGUUGCUUUCCUGCACUAUAGCAACCGCAGUGGUGAGGCUGAAAUCAUGGAGAUGGGCCCGGAACUGCACGAUGAGUUGCUCUGCUUGCAGCGAGCUCUCACCAAGUCCUUGCCAUCAUACAUGAUCCCUUCCCUGUUCAUUCCGUUGGCCCGAGUGCCAUUGACUAUGAACGGCAAGGCGGAUCGCAAGCAGUUACGUGAGCUCGUCCUGUCUUUAUCACCGGACGACACUUUAAAAUAUGCUCUCGGAGAUCAGGGCCGUAUCAAGGAAGAGCCCACGACGCCGACUGAGUUCCAACUGCGCGACUUGUGGGCCAAGGUUUUGCAGAUUGAGGCAGCGACCUUUGGCGCCAACGAUCAUUUCUUCAGGUCUGGAGGUGAUUCCAUAGUCGCGAUGAAGCUUGUUGGCCAGGCUCGCUUGCAGGGGUUCCAUCUCUCGGUUCAGGAUAUCUUCGAGGCCCCGAUCCUUUCGGACAUGGCUGCUCGCAUGUACACGAAGGUACAUUCCUACAACGAGGCAGCGCCCUACACGCCAUUUUCACUGGUGUCCGAUUCCAGUCUCGCGGUCAGAUUUGCAGCAGACGUCAAAACAAGUCUCGAUAACAUCGAAGAUGUCCUACCAGCCACAGAUUUCCAGGCUUCGGCUGUUACCCAUUCGAUGAUGUCUACGCGUGGUCUGGUCAACUAUCUUUUCCUCGAUGGCACAGGCAGCAUACCAUGGACCGCACAGCACAUUCAAUACGUCUGGACGCGCUUCUUGGGCGCACACCAAAUCCUCCGAACCAGAUUCACAGCACAUGAUGAUCGCUUUUACCAAGUCGUGCUCAAGGAACCAUCGCAAGAAAUUCAAUGGCACGAAACAGACAGAGAGCUUGACGUCGUGUGUGCUGAGCUUUUGCAAAGCGACAUUGCCUCGGACCUUCGCCUUGGAGCUCCCUUGACGAAGCUGAUUCUCGUCGGCAACCAAGAGCGCCACCGCGUCAUUUUGCGAAUGUCGCAUGCCCAGUACGAUGGCGUGUGUCUGCCACAGAUCUGGGAGACAUUGCAGACCGUUUUCACUAAUCAUCCAGUUUCCCCCGAAGUGUCUUUUGCUCAUUAUGCAACCGCCAUUGAAAACUCCAGCAAGACUGAAUCUCUAUCCUACUGGAGAAAGCUGCUGGCUUAUUCAAGCAUGACAAACGUGGUCGCGCACACCAAACCCGACUAUCGCAACGUCUAUGAUCUCCAUUUGACCCGCACGAUCCCCGUUCCCUCACACUCCAGCAAAGCCUUCACCUUUGCUACGAUCCUCAAAGCCGCAUGGGCAACGGUGCUGACUUCUCUCUCUGGAACAACGGACGUUGUCUUCGGCCACGUCACAUCCGGCCGCAACAUCCCCGGCUCAGACAUGGAGCGCGUCAUCGGCGCCUGCCUGAAUAUCAUUCCUGUGCGCGCCACAAUUGACGAUACAACCACUAUCCCCACUCUCCUCGGCGAAAUUCAAUCCCAGCACGUGGCCAGCAUGUCCCACGAGAGCGUUGGCAUGCGCCAGCUCGUCCGGGAAUGCAGUCCAUGGUCUCCAUCAACCCGCUUCAGCAGCAUCGUUCAGCACCAGAAUAUCGAGCAGAUCGAUACCGUCACUCUAGAUGGCAGAGAUUACGCUAUUGGCGAUUUCUGCCCGGCGGCUGAUGAGGCAGAUGUCGCGAUUAAGACUACCCCGCUGGAUGACGAGAACAUGGAGGUCCUCCUUAUUACGUCAUCGCGGGCAGUAGGGAACAGCGCUGCAACGAUUAUGCUGGACAUGCUUUGUGAGACGAUCGUGAGAUUCUGUUGUGAUCACACGGCGCCAGGAUCCAACCCACGGGUGUCGUUGGAGCGGACGCAAAGCGAGAUUACACUUCCUCUACCAGCUCCCAUUAGUGCAAUGAAUAACGGCAAUGGGGUUGGAAACGGGCAGGUCGCUAUGUCAACGCAGAGCCCCUAUCGAGACUUGGUCGAUGCCAUCUAUCACAGCUGGAGGAUUGUUCUUGGAUCCCCAGAUGUUCAACUGAGUCCCGACUCGGACUUCUUUGCUGUCGGUGGCGAUCUGGUCGCAGCGGGUCUUCUAGCGGCGUACUGGCAGCGGCAAGGUCAUGCUAUUUCGGUCGAGGAAGUAAUAGAUCGAUCGAGCGUUUGGGAGAUGGCGGAGAGCCUGACUAUACUGGUCUUAUAA